Messenger RNA from Synchiropus splendidus (mandarinfish), 3313 nucleotides. RefSeq names its product glycine--tRNA ligase-like. The record is from RefSeq and is a predicted model, not a curated record. Gene Ontology annotation, biological process: mitochondrial glycyl-tRNA aminoacylation. Gene Ontology annotation, cellular component: mitochondrion; cytoplasm. Gene Ontology annotation, molecular function: ATP binding; glycine-tRNA ligase activity. Lineage: Eukaryota; Metazoa; Chordata; Actinopteri; Syngnathiformes; Callionymidae. Bases 22 to 2271 code for a protein of 749 amino acids. The transcript is spliced from 17 exons.
UUUCAUCAUUCAACCCGGUCCAUGCUUCUCUCUGCUUGUAGCGCAUCAUCAGCACUGCUGAGGGCCACCUCUCUUCUCCCCUCCCUGUCUCUUUUGAAUCGGGUUCGAUUCGUCACCCACUCCCUCCGAUAUAGACCGUUUUCCACUUCGGUCUGCCUGUGCAAGAAAAACAAUAGGAAGCCGAGGUUGUGGCUGCAGCAGACAGAAGGACAAACCAUGGCCGGCAACACCGAGGAGAUUUUGGCCCCAUUUAGACUUGCAGUCAAAGAACAGGGAGACCUGGUGCGCCAGAUGAAGCAGGAUGGCGCUCCUGAUGUGGAUAUUGCUAAGGCAGUCGCUGAACUAAAAGCAAGGAAGAGGAAUCUGGAAGCGAAGGAGCUUGCGUUGCAACCCAAAGAUGAUAUUGUUGACAGAGUCAAGCUGGAGGACACGCUGAAGAGGCGAUUCUUCUAUGACCAAGCCUUCGCCAUCUAUGGAGGGGUCAGCGGGCUGUUUGAUUUCGGCCCGGUUGGCUGUGCUCUGAAGAACAACUGCCUUCAAGAAUGGAGGAAACAUUUCAUUCAGGAGGAGCAGAUCCUGGAGAUUGACUGCACCAUGCUGACGCCUGAAGCAGUUCUCAAGACAUCGGGACACGUGGACAAGUUUGCUGACUACAUGGUGAAGGAUGUGAAGAAUGGUGAAUGUUUCAGAGCUGACCACCUCCUCAAAGCUCAUCUCCAAAAGCUGAUGUCUGACAAGAAGUGCCCUGCUGAGAAGAAGGCAGAGAUGGAUAAUGUCAUCACUCAGAUGGACAACUACACGCAGCAGGAGCUGACCGAUCUCUUUGUGACGUACAAUGUCAAAUCGCCCAUCACAGGAAAUGACCUCACACCUCCUAUCUCCUUUAACUUGAUGUUCCAGACUUCUAUUGGACCUGGAGGGAACAUGGCAGGCUAUUUGCGGCCUGAAACUGCUCAGGGAAUCUUCCUCAACUUCAAACGUCUGUUGGAGUUCAACCAGGGCAAACUUCCCUUUGCAGCUGCACAGAUAGGAAACUCCUUCAGGAAUGAAAUCUCUCCACGCUCUGGACUCAUCCGAGUUCGGGAGUUCACCAUGGCUGAGAUUGAGCACUUUGUGGACCCAAAUGAGAAAGUUCACCCUAAAUUUUCCAAUGUAGCCGACCUGGAGAUCACGCUGUACUCCUCUAAAGCUCAGACCAGUGGCCAGUCCGCUCAGAUCAUGAGGCUCGGCGACGCAGUGGAGCAGGGAGUGAUCAACAACUCCGUCCUGGGGUACUUCAUCGGGAGGAUCUACCUCUACCUGACUAAAGUGGGAAUAGCCAAAGACAAGUUGCGGUUCCGUCAGCACAUGGACAAUGAGAUGGCUCAUUAUGCUUGUGACUGCUGGGAUGCUGAAACCAAAACUUCCUAUGGUUGGAUUGAGAUUGUGGGCUGUGCUGAUCGUUCCUGCUUCGAUCUCAAAUGCCACUCUCAAGCCACCAAGGUGCCUCUGGUUGCAGAGAAGCCACUAAAAGAACCCAAAGUUGUGAAUGUCGUCCAGUUCGAGCCCAACAAAGCGGCCAUUGGAAAGGCGUACAAGAAGGACGGAAAGCUUGUCACGGAGUACCUGGCGACGUGCGACGAAGCUUUCAUCGCAGAGAAGGAGCAGCAGCUCAAUGAAACUGGAGAGUUCACCAUCGAGACUGGAGACAAGACGUUUACUCUCAAAAAGGAAAUGGUGACCGUGAAGCGGUUCCAAAAGACGUUGCACGUCGAGGAAGUGGUUCCGAAUGUCAUCGAGCCAUCGUUCGGUAUCGGCAGAAUCAUGUACACCAUCUUCGAACACACAUUCCACAUCCGAGAAGGGGAUGAGCAAAGAACAUAUUUCAGCUUUCCUGCCACUGUAGCUCCCUACAAAUGCUCCGUCCUCCCUCUGAGUCAGAACCAGGAGUUCGCCCCCUUCGUGAAGGAACUCUCCGACGCCAUGACCAGAUUCGGCGUCUCCCAUAAGGUGGACGAUUCCUCAGGAUCCAUUGGGAGGCGCUACGCCAGGACGGAUGAGAUCGGCGUGGCCUUUGGCAUCACCAUCGACUUCGACACUGUGAACAAGACACCGCACACAGCUACACUAAGAGAUCGGGACACCAUGAGGCAGAUCAGAGCCGAAGUCUGCGAGUUGCCUUCCAUUGUUCGGGAUUUGGCAAAUGGAGUCAUAACCUGGGCGGAAGUUGAAAGCAAGUAUCCCAUCUUUGAAGGACAGGAGACCAGCAAGCGGGACAACGUGGAAGAGUGAACCCAUUUUCAAAAUACAAAUGUACAAAAAAGAAAAAAAAAAAAAAAAACACGGACUUGUUGCAAAAGCAUCACCAGGAGGAAUCAUGCAAGUGUGUUGUGAUAAGCUACAGCGGUGUCACAAGCGCCUCACUCGCCGCUGCAAUCCGUCAGAUAUCAUGUACUUAUUAUGUCUAACUGGCAAGGACAGAGCUGCACGACUUUUGUGUCGGCGUCCAUGUUUGAACUUGUCCAUGCGAUUUCUAUAAAGGGAGAGACCAUUGGACGUGCAGGGGUUUCGGUGAGGAAGAGGCUUCCACCAUUCUGCUCUCCAGCCAGGUUCGAUCGUUUAGCAAUUUCAAUAAAACAAGCCAGCACUUACUGGACACGUGACAACUGCUGUUUUCUGUCACCACUUCAUAAGGUCAGUAACGUGGCUGAAACUGCCUGAACAAGUUCCCCUGUGAAUGAAUCGAUGCUGUGUUGGGAUUUGAUGAUGCUAAUAGUCGGUAUUAAAGACGGACGAAAGGUUGUGUAUUGGUCAGUGUUCCAUUGGACAUCUCAAGAGGGGAAUUCGGCUGGAGACGCAGUUUUCUGCAGCAGCAAUCCCACAUGGUUUCGUGUCACAAGAGUUGGCGGUUGGCCACUAGAUGUCACCAGACCACUCGGCAUACGUGAUGUCGCGUGCUCGCUGUUGCUUGACGGAAAUACGAGUGGCCGGGUAAGUUUUGAGUCAUCAGAUAAUUCACCUUGAAACUGUGAUCCUUGGUAAGACCUCACCGACAUUUGACUGUAAAAAAAAACAGAUUUAUAUUGGUAUAAAUUAUUUUACGUUUGACUCAACGGCCGUCUCCUCCGUCUUUUACGUAGUUGUCAUGUUUAUCAUACAAACAAUAACAUAAGCGUCUGAUGUAUACAUAAAUACACAUCCGCCGAUACAAUUUAAAAACAUGCCAACAAAUGAUUAUGAAUAAGAAUAAAGACAAUCUAAUCUAAACCAAUCUACAAAAUAAAGUAUAAAUACAUUAUUAAUUAAAAAUGAAUCUGAAUACAUAUUCAUGGUA